Messenger RNA from Biomphalaria glabrata, 2119 nucleotides. RefSeq lists its product as uncharacterized. The record is from RefSeq and is a predicted model, not a curated record. The transcript is spliced from 7 exons. Bases 308 to 1108 code for a protein of 266 amino acids. NCBI's taxonomy places the organism in Eukaryota, Metazoa, Mollusca, Gastropoda, Planorbidae.
AUUCAACAUUUUUCGUCUCAACGACCUCUUAACAAUAUGGGAACGUGUGUAGCAGACGACACCGGCUAGAAGACUUAUCUUAUAUAUAUUUAUAUUUUUAGGCCUAUAUAUAUACAUUUUAAAAUUAUUUCCAAAACAGAGGCUUAAGUGCUAGCAAGAAUGCGAGUACGUCGAAAUUUAAGUCAUUUAUGAUGUGAAACAUUUUUACAAACAUUUUUUUUUUUUUAAACAAAACUAAAACGGAUUUUCCCUGGAUAAUCAUCAUUUUGAUCGCCAAGUCGUGGCGUGACACCGGUUUAUAAGUACAAUGGCAGGCUCUCGAUGUUUACAGAACGUAGGCAUAUCAUUGUUCUUAGUGUGUUGGCUUUUAGAAAAGUCCUCUAGCCAAGACAUCACUCUAGAACUUCAAACACAUGGGUGUAGCCAUGGACUGUUAACAAAAAGACACAACAUAGACUUCACAAGUGUAGUGCAUCUGGGGGAGGAGAUUGAGAACUUCUCCAUGGCCGUAGUUUUUGUGAUCAGCAUGACUAACAAUGAAAUCUACCACCUUGUAGCACAAUUGGACGACUGUGGUAUCGACCAAACCCCAUGUCGAUGUUUCUCACGUGAGACUUCCUAUCGCAUCAAAUGUUCCAUGCCUGCUGAGAAACCUUACAGUGAAGCCACCGUCUACGCUUACAUCAGUAAUCUGUCAGGAAAGAAAUUUAACUCUGAGACUCGGCGCAUUCCAACUAUAUACGAUGAAGGGGAUCUACAUUUAAGCGUGAAUGGACAAUCAUUAGACAGCAACUGUAUAUUGCCUAUAAACGAAAAGACCCGGGCACUCACCUUCUGCUCUGGUAAUGGACCCGCUCCACUUACGGCAGUGAUAUACCGCAACAGUGUGUUGGUUGCAUCAUCUGCUACCUGUGCAAACUAUGAACAUCCGUCGUUGGACAACUCGCCAUAUCAACUCGUCGUUUAUGUCUGCCAGGAUCGUACACCUGUAAUGAAUAGGACGUGCUUAACACAAGAUUCAGCAACCAAUGUGUCGUCGUAUGUAUCAACAAUGAAUAUUACAUUAUUUGUCCUUGUCAUCAUGACAUUAUGGUUGAUAACAUCAUGAAUACGUAGAGAGAGAGCAUCACGUGACUUGAGCUGUUUUGGUCGAACGGAGAUAAAAAAUGACCAAAAGUAGAACAGGCGAUGACUGUCAAAUAGCUGUCUUGAAACAGCCAUUGUUUUUUUUUCGACUACACUCGACGGUCGACUUCAGUUACCUUGGAUACAAUAGCUUAUGCGGCUAUAUAAACGCUUGUCUACUAGAUUUUAGUCACUUUACAUUCAAGUCAAUAUGCAUGUGUGCGCUCGUAGGUUCUACGCUUUCUCUAUCUGUAUAUAUAUAUAAUGUUCAUAUUGUAGAUAGAAUUUUAUUGCAUAUAAUGUUGAACAUUUAAGUGCAUAGUAGUGUUGGUCUCUUCAUCAUGAUACCUCAAAAGGUGUUAUAGACUGUGAAACAGGAUAUAAAACAGCUUUAAAUAACAUUUAAAUACAUUCGUGGGUUAGACUCUACAUGCAGAUAAAAGGUCAAGGUCAAGAAGAAGGUUAUUGUUUAGAGGCCGAGGCAUAGAUCUAUAAGUGUACUCAAUGUCAGGACUUCUGAGUUAUAAGUACAACAAUCCCUGAUAGACACACCUUGCACAUACAGUUUGACAAGAAAUAAUAAUGCUUCAAAGUAAAAGUGUGAAAUAAAUACUAUGAUAUUUACACAAUGAUAUUGACAUGAAUGGUGUAGAUAGUAAAUUACUAAAGAUAAAUAUAUGAAAAUAACUAAAUCCUAAUUACAUUUAUAGUACUAAUUUAAAAUAAAAUAAUGUAAUAAGUAAAUUUUAUGAUGCAUAAAAACAACGACAAGACGCCGACGGUAUCUUAAACAUUAUCGACUGUUCCACAACUGGUAUCAAAGAUUUUUCACUGUACACUGAAGCAAGAUACUUCAGAAAGUCUCAAUAGAACAGCAACUGCAAUAGUUGUCACUGAACUUCUAAACGCCAACACUGGCAAUAAGUCCUUUAACUACCAGGGUAGGAUCAUAGAUGUUGAUGUUAAAACUAGAGUUACAUACAAAAAGUUUUUU